UGUUGAGCUGCUGGGCUAGAGUUGGCACAGCCUCAAAGGGCGACAAGACCGGAGAGCUUUUCCCCCUCUAACAGGAGAUGACUGUGAGUUGGCCCAGUAGGCAGGAUCCAUUGGCUUCUUCUCACUUCUGCCACUAGUGUCAUAAACCUGUGUGUAGCCUGCACUGCUGCUGCCUGUACCACUCAACCCCUGUCGCUGCUGCUCUCCCUCCCUCUGAUCCGAGUGGGCAGAGUGGGAUGGAAGCCCUCGCUGGAAGCCUGUUCGUGGAAAGGCUCUUUGCCGUUGUUAGCGCUGUAGCUCCGUGCUGGUGACAACAAAAUGCCGUUGAAAUGGAAAAGCGGUUCUCCUGUCAGCUGGAAAUUCCCAGUGCCAGUUCUUAAGACAUCCAGGUCCUCGCCGCUCUCUCCUGCCUACAUAUCCCUCGUGGAGGACGACGACCCUCACAUGAAAGUGUCGCAGGGGUGUGGUGACAUGGGCAUCUCUGCCCACCUACAGGCUUCAAAACCCGGAAACACUCGCUUCUUUACGAGCAACACGCACAGCUCAGUGGUCCUUCAGGGAUUUGACCAGCUGAGGCUAGAGGGAUUACUGUGUGAUGUCACGCUGGUGGCGGGGGACGGAGACGAAGCCUUCCCAGUGCAUCGCGCCAUGAUGGCCUCCUCCAGCGACUACUUCAAAGCCAUGUUCACAGGUGGAAUGAAGGAACAGGAUUUAAUGUGCAUCAAACUUCAUGGUGUCAACCGUAUAGGCCUGAAGAAGAUCAUAGACUUCAUCUACACGGCCAAGCUGUCUCUCAACAUGGAGAACCUGCAGGACACACUGGAGGCAGCCAGCUUCCUCCAGAUCCUACCUGUGCUCGACUUCUGCAAGGUCUUUCUCAUAUCUGGGGUGUCCCUGGAUAACUGUGUGGAGGUAGGGCGCAUCGCUAACGCAUACAACCUCACGGAGGUAGACAAAUACGUCAACAACUUCAUCCUCAAGAACUUCCCCUCGCUGCUGGGUACGGGGGACUUUGUCAAGCUGCCCUUUGAGCGGCUGGCCUUUGUUCUGUCCAGUAACAGUCUGAAGCACUGCAGCGAGCUGGACCUGUUCAAGGCUGCAUGCCGCUGGCUCCGCUAUGAGGACGGACGUAUGGACCACGCCCCCAAGCUCAUGAAGAACAUCCGCUUCCCCCUCAUGAACCCCCAGGAGCUCAUCAACCACGUGCAAACGGUGGACUUUAUGCGCACCGACAACACCUGCGUCAACCUCCUCUUGGAGGCCAGUAACUACCAGAUGAUGCCCUACAUGCAGCCAGUCAUGCAGUCAGAGAGAACGGCCAUCCGCUCAGACAGCGGCCACCUGGUCACCCUGGGCGGCGUCCUGCGCCAGCAGCUGGUGGUCAGUAAGGAGCUGCGCCUGUUUGACGAGAAGGCCCACGAGUGGAAGGCGCUGGCGCCAAUGGACGCACCGCGCUACCAGCAUGGCAUCGCCGUCAUCGGAAACUUCCUCUACGUGGUGGGGGGCCAGAGCAACUACGACACCAAAGGCAAGACGGCGGUGGACACGGUGUUCCGGUACGAUCCGCGCUAUAAUAAGUGGAUGCAGGUAGCGUGCCUUAACGAGAAACGCACCUUCUUCCACCUCAGCGCUCUCAAAGGACACCUCUACGCCGUGGGCGGCCGCAACGCUGCGGGGGAGCUGGCCACGGUGGAGUGCUACAACCCGAGGACAAACGAGUGGACGUACGUCGCCAAAAUGAACGAGCCACACUACGGCCACGCAGGGACGGUGUACGGCGGUUACAUGUAUAUUUCGGGGGGAAUCACUCACGACACGUUUCAGAAAGAGCUGAUGUGCUUUGACCCGGAUGCAGACAAAUGGACUCAGAAAGCGCCCAUGACCACGGUGCGUGGCCUGCACUGUAUGUGCACGGUGGGCGACCGCCUCUACGUCAUCGGGGGGAAUCACUUCCGGGGCACCAGCGACUACGACGAUGUGCUCAGCUGUGAAUACUACUCUCCGGCCCUGGACCUGUGGACGCCCAUCGCCGCCAUGCUGCGGGGCCAGAGCGACGUGGGCGUGGCCGUGUUCGAGAACAAGAUUUACGUGGUGGGUGGCUACUCAUGGAACAACCGCUGCAUGGUGGAGAUAGUGCAGAAGUACGACCCGGAGAAGGACGAGUGGCACAAAGUGUUUGACCUGCCUGAGUCGCUGGGCGGGAUCCGAGCCUGCACACUGACCGUGUUUCCCCCAGAGGACAUGAUGGGCUCCCCCUCCAGAGAGUCACCCCUCUCAGCACCUUGAAGAAUGGGGGUGGGGGGGGAGUCCACCCCGCUCCGCUCACACCCCCACAACCCCCCACAC
Messenger RNA from Oncorhynchus gorbuscha (pink salmon), 2346 nucleotides. RefSeq names its product kelch-like protein 13. Gene Ontology annotation, cellular component: Cul3-RING ubiquitin ligase complex. Lineage: Eukaryota; Metazoa; Chordata; Actinopteri; Salmoniformes; Salmonidae. Gene Ontology annotation, molecular function: ubiquitin-protein transferase activity; cullin family protein binding. Gene Ontology annotation, biological process: protein ubiquitination; regulation of cytokinesis. Bases 319 to 2286 code for a protein of 655 amino acids. The record is from RefSeq and is a predicted model, not a curated record. The transcript is spliced from 7 exons.